Molecule: messenger RNA, 416 nt
Organism: Mercurialis annua (annual mercury)
Lineage: Eukaryota; Viridiplantae; Streptophyta; Magnoliopsida; Malpighiales; Euphorbiaceae
Product: protein yippee-like At4g27745
Exons: 2
Coding region: 95-415 (106 amino acids)
Source: RefSeq, a predicted model, not a curated record
AUUAUCUCUUCAUUUUCCAAUAUAUUGAUCAAAUACGUAGGACUCUUAAAUAGGGCAGAAUUCCAUUCCAAAGCAGUGAAGUAAAAGAAGCCGAAUGAAUGCAGAAUUGGGUAUCUACUGUUGCUUUAAUUGUGGAAAUCAUAUCUGCUUCCAUAAUGACAUUUUUGACAAGAAUUAUGUGUCAGGUCGGCGCAGGGCAUUUUUGUUGUCUCAUGCAAAGAACAUAGUGAUGGGGUCUAAAGAGAAUAAGCAGCUGAUCAGUGGCACUUAUUUGAUAGCUGAUGCCUCCUGCUCUGAGUGUGGAGAGAAAUUAGGGUGGAAAUAUUUUGAAGCUAAUCAAGAAGAACAUAAGCAUAAAGAAGGCAAAUUUGUCAUUGUUUAUUUCAAGAUUAUUAAACUUUGUUCUUGGUGUUAAU